UUUGUCGUUGAUAAUGAUUGAUGUGAAGCAGCGCCGAAUUAGGGUUCUUCGUUUUUACGUCUCAGAACUAAGGCUCUGUGUGUUAUUAUGCGAAUAACAAAAUAAUUCCCAUCUGCAUUUAGCCCCAAAUUGUGGGGUUAGGGUUUCCAAUGGCUUCGCAUUCGACUGACGACGACGCCGUAUCGGGAUCGAGGCUGUGCAUUAACGACGCGUUGAGGGACGACGAGUUGCGUUCGAUCCUGGCUCGUGUGGAGAGCGAGAAGGACAAGGAAACUUUCGGGUUGGUUUGUAAGAGAUGGCUUCGGUUGCAGAGCACUGAAAGGAAGAAGCUCGCCGUACGUGCGGGUCCACAACUGCUGCAAAGAAUGGCUGAUAGGUUCACAUGCUUGGUGGAGUUGGACCUCGCUCAGUCCGUUUCCCGAUCCUUCUAUCCCGGCGUCACCGAUUUCGACCUCAACGUCAUCGCCAAUGGCUUCAGAUGCUUGAGACUCCUCAAUUUGCAGAAUUGCAAAGGAAUUACAGAUGUUGGAAUGAAAGCGAUUGGUGAUGGGCUUUCCUUAUUGCAGUCAUUGGAUGUAUCCUACUGCAGAAAGCUGACCAACAAGGGAUUAUCAGCUGUUGCGAAAGGGUGUUGUGAUUUACGUGUAUUGCAUCUGGCUGGUUGCAGAUUCGUUACUGAUGGAAUGUUAGAAGAUUUAUCCAAAAACUGUCAUAAUUUAGAGGAGUUAGGAUUGCAAGGGUGCACCAGCAUUACUGACAAUGGACUGAUAAACCUCGCAAGCGGUUGUCGACGGAUCAGGUUUUUAGACAUCAAUAAGUGUAGUAAUGUCAGUGAUGUUGGGGUUUCUAGUAUCGCUAGGGCUUGUUCCUCUUCUCUCAAGACGUUGAAACUGUUAGAUUGCUAUAAAAUUGGGGAUGAAACCAUACUGUGUUUGGCUAAAUUCUGUGAUAAUCUUGAGACUUUGAUCAUUGGCGGUUGCCGGGAUGUCUCCGGUGAUGCAAUAAAGUCACUGGCUACUGCUUGUAGAAGCAACCUUAAGAACUUGAGGAUGGAUUGGUGUUUAAACAUUUCUGAUUCUUCAUUGAACUGUGUUUUAAGUCACUGCAGAAACCUUGAGGUUCUGGACAUUGGUUGCUGUGAAGAGGUGACUGAUGCUGCUUUUCAUCAGCUUAUAAGCAGUGAGGAGCCUGGUUUGAAUCUCAAGAUUUUGAAGGUAAGUAAUUGUCCAAAGAUAACAGUGGCUGGUAUAGGCAUUCUUGUGGGUAAAUGCGAAUAUCUGGAAUACUUGGAUGUGAGGUCCUGCCCACAUAUUACAAAGGCUGGCCUUGAUGAGGCUGGUUUCCAUUUUCCUGAAUGUUGUAAGAUUAAUUUUAAUGGUAGCAUCAGUGAGCCUGUUGAGCUUCUUUGAUACUAGAUAAUUAUUUUAAAAGAUUGGCAUCAUCAUUAAAUCUUCCUAUGUGAACUUUCUUGAUAAGAGGCGUGCCUUUGUAUUGUUCUUGGUGGUGUUAGUUUUAUUGUGCAACCUAUAUGUAUCAUGUAUGUGACUGCAUUAAUUGUUAGUGGAUGUAUCAUAGUUCAUUG
Messenger RNA from Abrus precatorius (Indian licorice), 1582 nucleotides. Its product is annotated as F-box/LRR-repeat protein 4. NCBI's taxonomy places the organism in Eukaryota, Viridiplantae, Streptophyta, Magnoliopsida, Fabales, Fabaceae. Gene Ontology annotation, molecular function: protein binding. The record is from RefSeq and is a predicted model, not a curated record. Gene Ontology annotation, cellular component: SCF ubiquitin ligase complex. The transcript is spliced from 2 exons. Bases 150 to 1409 code for a protein of 419 amino acids. Gene Ontology annotation, biological process: SCF-dependent proteasomal ubiquitin-dependent protein catabolic process.